AUGGCUGAUGAGUGUUGGGGAGUCAUUCGUGCUAAAGUGGUGGGCAAGAAGCUGGUGAGAGGUGGACCCUUUGGCACCAUGAGCUACACCGUCAAGCAAAUGAAGAUGUACAAGGGCUUUGACAAAGUGCCGCACGUGCAGCACAUCUACACGGACGCCUCGGAGAGCUUGUGCGGCGUCAAGUUGGACAUCAACAAGUACCAGUACCUGAUCACAGGGCGGGUGUACGAGGGCAAGGUGUACACGGGGCUGUGCAACUUCAACGAGAGGUGGGAGCGACUGUCCCUGGCUCAGAAGAAAGGCAUCAACCAUCGCUACCAGCUGGGCUGCAGCUGCAAGAUCAAGCCCUGCCACUACCUGCCCUGCUUCGUGACGUCCAAGAGCGAGUGCCUGUGGACGGACAUGUUGUCCCACUUCGGCCACCCGGGCCACCAGUCCCGCCACUACUUCUGCAGCAAGCAGAAGGAGGGCUACUGCGGCUGGCACCGCGGCAUGAGCGCCCGCGACAAAACCGCCGUCAACACCACCGACCCCUGAGGGCCCCCUGACUCCACCUGGCCCCCCACAGUGGCGCCCCAGUCAAGGGCGACAAAGGACAAGAAAUGCGUUGCCGUGCCUGUUUGCUCGCACUUCUGAUGGAAUACUUUAGCGCCCAAUUAGACAUCCAAUAAUCCUCAAUUACACAUCCAAUAUUCCUCAAUUCGACAUCCAAUAUUCCUGAAUUCGACAUCCAAUAUUCCUGAAUCGGACAUCCAAUAUUCCUGAAUUCGACAUCCAAUAUUCCUGAAUCGGACAUCCAAUAUUCCUGAAUCAGACAUCCAAUAAUCCUCAAUUAGACAUCCAAUAUUCCUGAAUUCGACAUCCAAUAUUCCUGAAUCGGACAUCCAAUAUUCCUGAAUCAGACAUCCAAUAAUCCUCAAUUAGACAUCCAAUAUUCCUGAAUUCGACAUCCAAUAUUCCUGAAUCGGACAUCCAAUAUUCCUGAAUCAGACAUCCAAUAAUCCUCAAUUAGACAUCCAAUAUUCCUGAAUUCGACAUCCAAUAUUCCUGAA
Molecule: messenger RNA, 1052 nt
Organism: Entelurus aequoreus (snake pipefish)
Lineage: Eukaryota; Metazoa; Chordata; Actinopteri; Syngnathiformes; Syngnathidae
Product: metalloproteinase inhibitor 3-like
Exons: 5
Coding region: 1-537 (178 amino acids)
Biological process (GO): negative regulation of membrane protein ectodomain proteolysis; negative regulation of endopeptidase activity
Cellular component (GO): extracellular matrix
Molecular function (GO): metalloendopeptidase inhibitor activity; protease binding
Source: RefSeq, a predicted model, not a curated record